This is a messenger RNA of Diabrotica virgifera virgifera (western corn rootworm), 1866 nucleotides long. RefSeq names its product trichohyalin-like. Lineage: Eukaryota; Metazoa; Arthropoda; Insecta; Coleoptera; Chrysomelidae. The transcript has 2 exons. Bases 1 to 1866 code for a protein of 621 amino acids. The record is from RefSeq and is a predicted model, not a curated record. Gene Ontology annotation, molecular function: zinc ion binding; nucleic acid binding.
AUGAAAGCAGAUGAAGAGAAACGUAGGCAAGAAGAAAAUAUAGAGGAAGAGAAGCGUAGACAAGAAGAGAAAGAGGACAAGGAGAAGCGUAGACAAGAAGAGAAAGAGGACAAGGAGAAGCGUAGACAAGAAGAGAAAGAGGACAAGGAGAAGCGUAGGGAGGCGAAGGAGAAGCUUAGACAAGAAGAGGAGGAGAGGCGUAGAAAAGCAGAGGUAGAAAUGAUAAAUAGUUUAACCCAAAUUCAUGAAAAUUUUCAAUUAGAGGUAAGCCAACUUAAUAAUAGAAUAGACACAUUAGAUGAAAAACAAAACUCUUUAGACAAUAAAAUACAGCAGCAACAAAAUUCUUUAGUUAAUUUAGAGCAACAACAAAACGAUUUGAAAUCUAAUUUAGAAAGACAAAUAGUUGAGUUACAAACCAAAAUUAAUACCCAAGCUUCAUUAUCACAUAUUUCAGUAACUAAUAUCGACUCUGAACAAACAGCCCCUUCAUCUUCGAUAGUGUAUCCAGGUACCGUCAGAACGAGCAAAAUCUUAAAACCACCGACAUUUGAUGGCCAAACAGCAUGGGAAACUUAUCGUUUUCAAUUCGAAGCUGCAGCUAGAGCAAAUGGCUGGAAUGAGAACGAAAUGGCAGCUUCCUUGGUGGUGUCGCUUCGAGGUCAGGCAGCGACCGUUUUGCAAUUUCUUCCCCAGGAUGCACCCAAUUAUACCUCUCUCGUACAAGCUUUAGAGACAAGGUAUGGCCAGCAACAUCUGAAGCAGGUUUUUCAAAGUCAGCUGAAAGUUCGAUAUCAAAAAUAUAAUGAAAGCCUGCAAGAAUUUGAAGCCGAUAUUAAAAGAUUAUUACAUUUGGCAUAUCCUCAGGCACCAAGAGAUUUUCUGGAACAAAUCGGUAUACAGGCUUUCAUAGAUGGACUGCAUGAUAUCGAAAUGCAACAGGCUCUGCGAUUACAAUACCACAAAACGCUUGAUAAAGCACUAAUCUCAGCUCAGGAGUACGAAGCGGCGAAAAAUAUUUCUAGAUCUCUUCCACAAUUAAAAGAAAUAAGAUUUACAGAAAAUAAGCAAGUCACAACCACAGAUAAUGAACAACUAGUUUUAUCCCAGAUAUUAAGCUUACUACAAAAUAUCCAACAAAAACCUAGAAAUGAAAACAGAAGAUGUUUUAACUGCGGAAGAAUGGGACAUCUAAAAUCCAAUUGCAGAAGCCGAUCCCAAGCACGAAAAGAAGAAUACAAGAAUGAGAUCAGAAGGUCGCUUAGUUCGACAUCCAGAAGCCUGUCGCAAAGUGUCACUAGAAAUGAUGGUAGAUGGUCACUAAGAAACAGAUUUCCUACAACUGACCAUAGAAAGGAAGAAAAUACACUGGAAUUUGAAGUUAGCCAUUUGAAGGAACAACUAGCGAUUAGUAAAAAUAAAAUAGAAAGAUUAAGAGAACAGGUGACAAUAUUGCAAGAAGAGUGUAAGGUAAUUCAAAAUAAUGCAAAAACUACACAGUCCAAUCUGGAAAACGAAUGUCAAAAACUGAUGAAAGAGAAGAAUGUGUUAAAUAAACAAUUUCAAGAAUACCAAAAUGCAUUAAAUGAAUUACAAGUUCAAAGCCAACGUCAGCUAGCACAAAAAGAGAAUGUAACCGAAGAACAUGAAGGUGGAAAAAACGAUCAUGAAAAAUGUGAUCUAAUGAUCUUAGCAAGAUCUGCGAAAGAAUUAAGAGAAGUCGUGAAGAAAAUUAUUAUUGAAGAAGCACAAAAAUUCGAAUUGGAGCUAAGUGAAGACAAAACCAAAUAUAUAAUCAUAGGAGGGACAGAAAAACAAGAAGAAGACUUUAGUGUGAGGUCGGUUACUGAUAAAAGCUAUACAUAG